This is a messenger RNA of Betta splendens (Siamese fighting fish), 3719 nucleotides long. RefSeq names its product DnaJ (Hsp40) homolog, subfamily C, member 27 (gene dnajc27). NCBI's taxonomy places the organism in Eukaryota, Metazoa, Chordata, Actinopteri, Anabantiformes, Osphronemidae. The transcript has 7 exons. Bases 338 to 1159 code for a protein of 273 amino acids. Gene Ontology annotation, molecular function: GTPase activity; GTP binding. The record is from RefSeq and is a predicted model, not a curated record.
UCUUAUUUUGAAAAGACUGAAGGGAAGAGGCUAUUUCUGUUUGUUAGGAUAUGUGCUAUGAGGCCAGAAGGCUGUUUGUGUGUUCGUAAUGAUGCACAAUAAAUGUUGAACCAAAACACUGGCGCUAAUGAUAAAAUGCAACAAUGCGAUGUGUGUAAUCGCUGCGUUAAUACGUAAGAAUACGAGAGCCGUGCUAAUUAGUAGCCAGUUGCCAACGACUAGUUAGCAUAGUUAGCCGCGCUCACUACAGCAGCAGCAGAAGCGCCUGUCAACAGAGUUCCUCCGUUUACAGUCAGAACAGUGUUACUAUAGAUUCUAGUUUUACAAACACGUUCAAAUGGAGACAAACGCAACGAAACGGAGAGACAACAAGAAGUCGCUGCGUGUGAAGGUGAUUAGUUUAGGGAACGCAGAAGUUGGAAAGAGCUGCAUCAUCAAACGCUAUUGCGAGAAGAGGUUCGUUCCCAAAUAUUUGGCCACUAUUGGCAUCGACUAUGGCGUCACCAAAGUGCAGGUCCGGGACAGAGAAAUCAAAGUGAACAUCUUUGACAUGGCUGGGCAUCCGUUCUUCUAUGAAGUGCGUAACGAGUUUUAUAAGGAUAGCCAGGGGGUGCUGCUGGUGUAUGACGUCGGCCUGAGGGAGAGUUUCGAUGCCCUUGACAGCUGGCUGGGGGAGAUGAAACAAGAAAUGGGCUCCCAGGCCAACAUGGACAGCAUCGUGUUCAUCGUCUGCGCCAACAAGGUGGACCUGACUAAGCGGCGAGUGGUGGACGAGGGGGAGGGACGACUGUGGGCAGAGUCUCGAGGUUUCCAUUACUUCGAGACGUCAGCGCAGAGUGGAGAAGGCAUCAACGAGAUGUUUCAGGCCUUCUUCUCAUCCAUCACUGACAUGUGUGAGAAUGGUGGGAAGCGUCCAGUGUCGGAGGUCAGCGUUGGCUUCACCAAAGAGCAGGCCGACACCAUCCGACGCAUCCGCAACAGCAAGGACUCCUGGGAUAUGCUUGGUGUGAAACCUGGUGCCACGCGCGAGGAGGUGAACAAGGCGUACAGGAAGCUGGCAGUGCUGCUGCACCCGGAUAAAUGUGUGGCCCCUGGGAGCGAAGACGCCUUCAAGGCUGUGGUGAACGCCCGCACCUCCCUGCUGAAGAACAUUAAAUAACACGAACCUCUGCUUGCUCACACAUGGACUCAGACACACUCUUUAUUUAUUACUAUUUAUUCAGUAAAGGUCUUGUGCCAUGUUGCUUGCCACUGUGCUAUAUGCCAACCUGUAUGCCAAGAUCUGGAACGUGUGCCCUCAUUUUACCUCUACAUACGGGGUAUGUGUGUGCGUACAUGCUUAUCCUUAUGGUUGCAUCAAAGUAGGGCCCAAAAAACUUGGUUUUUCAAGUGUGGCCCUUUGGCCGGUCCCCACAACUUUGAAGGCCUGUUUGAGGGUUAAGAUAUGAUUUUAGGGCUUAGGUUAAAAUUGAGGUUUGGUGUGGAUUAGAGCAAGGGUGAGUCUGCCUUUAAUUGUGAUAAUUGGGGUAAGGGGCUAGGGAAGGCAUUAUGUCAGCGGAGGUCCUCACUUUGACGUAAGUACAAGGAUGCACGUGCGUGCAUGUGGGCGAGUGAGUUGUCUAGAAGAUUACGAUGGGCUUCAACAAAGUAAAAGUCAUAAUACUAACAAAAUGGUUUUAGGGGGAAACCAAUACAGAUCAUAACUUAAAAACCAAAUCCGAAAACCAGUAUUCAAAUUCUGUUGGAAAACUGAUAAUAGGAGACGAGCAUUUAUUUUAAUUUAUUUCUGUAGGUGAAUUUUAAUCAGUUUUUUUUAAUUUGGACUAACAAUUUAAAUCUAAUAACACAGGACAAAAUGAACUAAUCAUAUCGGUAUUUCAAGGAAGAGUUAUUAAAAGUCUUACCUUCAGAACCGUGUAAACAUAGUCCCGAAGCUUGUGUUGGGUUUGUAAUGAUUUGUUGUGGUGCGUCUGUUCACAUCACAGCAGGCGAUCUGUGUGCCGAUGGUUAACAGUCCGACCCUCAGGAGCUGGUCAGACGCUCUAACUGCCUUUUACUGGAUCAGCAUCCGAUGCUUCCACCUGCUUCCUCUUUUUCCUUAGUUCCCUUAGGUUUGUGUUUGUAUACACUUUUAAUCACUUACCUUCAAUGACACAUGAUUUUUAAUAAUUCUUUGAGCAUUUAUUACCCUCAGUAAUUAAUAAAUGUUUCUUAGAUUCAAUUGUGGCACCUAAUUUCACCCGGUUUCCUGGUUUGUUUGCUGAACUGAUGCAUCUCAUUUGUAAUGACUGUUGUUCUUAGUUAGAUUCUUGUCUUGCACGACACAAUGCCUUAAAUUCCAAACGUUACUUUGGUUCCCAAACCCCUCACUUUGGCAACAGCUAUGUGAGCUCUUUUGUGAUCGUUGGUUACGUACAGUAGUGUAGUGAAUCCACUGAUGUGUUACAGUCCGAGGCCACGGCUGGAAGUCUAGUGUGUGUACAGUAUACUGUAUGAUGGCUGCCGACAGCCCAGCCCAUAACUGCUGGCACCGAUACCUCAUGUAUGAGUCUUUGUAAGUUUGGAAUGAAACCUUUAGCAUGUUUCAUAUUUAUACCACACCUUUUAGAAUUAAGGAGGAAUCCAUGGUUUCUAUAAAAUGUCCACCUCCAUAUACUCGCAUCAUUCUGAUAAGCCAGCAUGACUCUGACUGCAGAAGCCAGAGCUCUGUCUUCCUGCAUAAGCUAAGGAGAAAAUAACCUGCUCAAGAAUAGCAAGAAUGCAUAUAAAUUCACCAGUCUACACAAUGUGUUGGUUCCCUCUGUUAAUGAAAGAAAAACCAUGAGGGUCAUGGACGUUAUGCUUUUAAAAUGUGGCUCAACAGAAUAAUUUUAAAAACAAACUCGUGAAACAGGCCUGGACUAAAAGGAUGGUUCCUUCACCUAAUACUGUAUUUCUGUCAGUGAGACGCCUGCACCUGUCAGCGGCUGAGCAAACUGCUCCAGGCAUCUUAGAUUUGAAGGGUCCUUUUCCAGAUGUUGAUUGGAUUGAGAUCAGGCUGUGAUCCAUUCUUUGGUGUUUCUAGCUGUUUGUUCUAGCUUGUUUUUGAUCCUGUUAGACCCAGGACCUGCUUUCUGACACCAGGCAGCACAUUUGUCUUCUCAUUGAUUCCAGAGGCAGCAAAGCAGCCCAGAACAGAACUGAGCCUCCUCCACGUGUCACAGUAUGGACAGUCUUCUUCUCUUCCAGUUUUGUCUUGUCUUCUCCUAGAAGCUUUGUGGUUUGUCAACAUGCAUUGUGUUUGUGCAUUGUGCAUUGUGCAACUAGUUUAGUCUUUUCUAGGGAACCGUCAUUUUUGUCCUGUUUCACUAAUUUGUUUUUCAAAGUGUUUCUGUUAAGCCACAUUUAAAAGGUUGUCUGAUUUUAUAGUUAAUUUUCAGUACAUUUUGACUCAAUAUUACUUUUGUCACUUUCAUGUUAUUUUCAUGACCAUUGUGGUUUUUUUCAUGUGUGUCUGUCAGUGUUUUAAUCUUAACACUAACAAAUCAUUGAAUUUCGACUGAAGCUCUAAGAGAUCAGGCGCCUUGUUUACAACUCAAAUGUAAAACGAGUCCGUGUGUUUGGAGGAUGCUUGAUGAGAUACGGGCAUGUGAGGUGAGGGUCUGUGUCUGUGUCACUCUUCUCUAGCCGGUGGUUAUCUGUCGUUGUGGUGACUGUGUAAUAAAGCAUUCCAAUAAUAA